Molecule: messenger RNA, 4365 nt
Organism: Botrytis sinoallii
Lineage: Eukaryota; Fungi; Ascomycota; Leotiomycetes; Helotiales; Sclerotiniaceae
Exons: 6
Coding region: 1-4365 (1454 amino acids)
Biological process (GO): transmembrane transport
Cellular component (GO): membrane
Molecular function (GO): ATP binding; ATP hydrolysis activity; ABC-type transporter activity
Source: RefSeq, a predicted model, not a curated record
AUGGAAGACAAAGUACAAAACCGUGAAGGAAAUGAUCUUUCGAACCCCGAUGGCUCGUUGAGCAUUUCUAGGGACAAUCUUUUUCAAGAGACUGAUCUUAAUCCAUCCGAAAAAAGAAAUGCCCCUACAAAAUCAGCCAUUCCCAACGGUUCAGACAAGGUGAGCUUAAGGUCUGAUGAUAUGAUAGAGAGCUUCAACUACAGAGACUGGCUUCUGGAAAAGUAUCAAAACCCAGAAAGAUGUCGAAAGAUGACAAUUAGCGUAUCCUUCCAGAAUCUUAACGUCUAUGGAUUCAACACUCCGACGGACUACCAGAAAACCGUUUCGAAUUAUGUUUUUGUGGUUUAUAACAAAGUCCUCCGUUUUUUUGGCCAUAAGGAAGAAAUGCGAGUCAACAUUCUCAGAGACUUCGAGGGUUUAGUUCGUAGUGGAGAGAUGCUCAUGGUGCUUGGAAAACCGGGUAGUGGCUGCACGACCUUGCUCAAGACAAUUGCGGGACAGACUCAUGGCCUAUUUGUGGACUCUGCAUCGCAAUUAAACUAUCAAGGAAUUCCGAGCAAUGUGAUACAUUCCGAAUUUCGAGGCGAAUGCAACUAUAGAGCAGAAUCUGAUGUUCACUUUCCACAUCUGACUGUCUCACAAACCUUGGCCGUACCUACACGGGCCAGAACACCGGCAAAUUCUCUGUUCCAUGGCUCUGACCCACGAGCAUCUACCAAACGAACUAUCAUGGCUACAGCCGCUGCUCUAGGCCUUACUGGUACGCUGGACUCUAAAAUUGGCAAUGACUUUAUACAAGGACUCAGUGGAGGAGAGCGUCAAAGAACAAGCAUUGCUGAAGUUGUUGCAUGCGAAACAUCGAUUCAAUGUUGGGACAAUAGCACGCGCGGUCUGGAUAGCUCAAAUGCGCUCAACUUUGUCAAGGUUCUUCGUACAGCAGCUCAAGUGACAGGAUCAACUCAUCUUGUUACUAUGUAUCAGGCUGCACAGGAUGUUUACAACUUGUUUGAUAAAGUGAUACUUCUUUAUGAAGGCCGUCAGAUAUACUUCGGUCGUACCGAUGCCGCGAAGGAAUACUUCGCUCAUCUCGGGUUUGUUUGUCCCACGCGAGCUACAACUAGCGACUUUCUAGCUUCUCUCACCAAUUCUGUUGAAAGGAUGCAACUCAUAAGCCAAGGCUUUGAAGCGAAAGUUCCGCAAACUCCAGACGAUUUUGCACGAGCCUGGAAGGGAAGUGAUGAACGAGUAAAGCUCAUGGAAGAUAUCAUGGUCUACAAUCAAGAAUUUCCUAUGAACGAGGAAAAUCUCAAUAGACUACGGGCUGACCAGAAACUGUAUAAGGCUGCCGGGCAGCGAGAAAAGUCUCCUUAUAUCAUUUCGUUCUUUUCCCAGGUUAUCAUGUGCCUAAAUCGAUGUUUUCAGAGAUUGAUCAACGAUAUUGCACCUCCUAUCUCGAGCAUUGGCGGCAAUGCAAUCAUCUCAAUCAUUUUGGGUAGUAUGUUUUACAACUUAGCUGAAGAUACCAGUAGCUUUUAUGGACGCGGCGUUCUGAUCUUCUUCACUGUUCUAACCAACACUUUUCUUGGUGCGUUCGAGGGCGUCGUGUUGUGGGAUCAACGGCCGAUUGUCGAAAAGCAUUUCCAAUAUGCAUUAUAUCAUCCCGCUGCGGAAGCUAUCGCCUCAAUGAUUGCCGAUCUUCCAAACAAAAUACUGUUGACAAUAUCUUUCAACGUGCCGUUUUACUUUUUGGCAAAUUUGCGACGAACUCCGGCAGCAUUCUUGACAUUCUUUGUAUUUGCAUUUUGCAGCCUUCUAACUGGUUCAAUGUUAUUUAGAACUAUAGGAGCAAUGUCAAAAACCUUGACUGGAUCGAUUGCACCAGGAGCGUGCUUUAUCUUGUUAUUAAUGACAUACACAGGAUUUGUGCUACCAAUUUCUAGCAUGCAUCCUUGGUUUCGAUGGUUUAAUUAUAUUGAUCCAGUCUACUAUACCUUUGAAAGCUUGAUGAUCAACGAAUUCUCUGGUCGUCAAUUUUCUUGUGCCCAUUUCAUUCCGGAAGGACCUGAAUAUACUCAGGUUCAUCGUAAUGGGAGGCAAUGUUCAACAGUAGGCGCGACUCCCGGAGCAAGUGUUGUUGAUGGAGAUGCUUAUCUUGCUAGCGCAUUUCAGAUGGACACAGCCGUUUUAUGGAGGAAUCUUGCGAUCAUACUAGCAUUCGGUGUUUUUCUUUGUGGACUGUACCUCUUAGCUACUGAGUAUAUUUCUGCCGCGCGAUCCAAGGGUGAAGUUCUGAUUUUAGACAUCUCACAUAGAGAUGAAGAAGACCCACCCUCGCACAAUACUCAAAACAACCCACAUACUACUUUAACAGUCGUUAGAGACGAUAUCGAUGCUGACCAUAAUAAUAAUAAUAAUAAUAAUAAUAAUAAUAAUAACAAUAAUGACAACAAACACGCUGCAACAUUUAUAUGGGAUGAACUCUCCUAUGAUGUGCAUACUCAUGGGACAUCAAAACAGAUCCUUGAUGAUAUCGAAGGAUGGAUCAAACCUGGAACACUGACAGCUUUGAUGGGUCCAUCAGGUGCAGGAAAGACCAGUCUCUUAAACGUUCUAGCAAACCGAACAACAACGGGGGUCAUUCGAGGAGGAAAAUAUGUCGAUGCUAAGUAUCAAGAUGAUGGUUUUGCACGCAAGGUGGGCUAUGCUCAGCAGCAAGAUUUACAUCUCUCAACGUCAACUGUUCGGGAGGCCCUGAUAUUCAGCGCACGACUGCGUCAGUCAAAAAUGUACUCGGACAAGGAGAAGAUAGAAUGGGUUGAUGAUCUGAUUCAUACCCUAGACAUGUCAAGUUUUGCUGAAGCUAUAAUUGGGGUGCCAGGAGAGGGUUUGAAUGUCGAGCAAAGAAAGCGUGUAACUAUAGGAGUUGAGCUUGCUGCUAAACCCGAGCUUCUUCUUUUUCUAGAUGAACCUACAUCUGGUCUCGAUAGCAAUACUGCCUGGUCUAUCUGUACCUUGUUGAAAAAGCUGGCCAAUGAAGGCCAAGCAAUUCUGUGUACCAUUCAUCAACCAUCCGGAAUACUCUUUGAGAUGUUCGAUCGACUUCUCUUUCUCCACGAAGGAAAAUCUGCAUAUUUUGGGGAACUUGGACAGAGUUCACGAACCUUGAUUGAUUACUUUCAACGGCAUGGAUCUCGAGAAUGUGGAGUUGACGAAAAUCCCGCGGAGUGGUUACUCGAAGUUGUCGACAAGUCAGCUGUCUCUUGGACCGAUAUCUGGAGCACUUCCGAGGAAAGAAAACUCAUCAAGAAAGAUCUGGUUACAAUGAAGCGUGAACUUUCCUAUUCGCAUGAUUUGGCUAAUGAAUCUUCGUCGAACGAAUUUGCGACAUCUUUCCUCUACCAAUUGUAUAUUGUAACUAAAAGAAACUUUGAGCUUGACUGGCGAACUCCAGCCUACGUAUAUUCCAAGUUCUUUCUAACUCUUGGAGCAGGACUCAUCAAUGGAUUCUCAUUCUACAACUCAAAGACCAGUAUCCAAGGAGUCCAGAACCAAAUCUUCUCCACCUUCCUCCUUCUCACCCUUCACGGAAAUCUCGUACAACUGACCCUACCCCACUUCAUGGAUAGUCGCACCCUCUACGAAGCACGCGAACGCUCCUCACGAACUUACUCCUGGAUCGUAUUCGUCCUAUCAAACAUAAUCGCUGAGCUCCCCGGUAUAUUUUUUCUCGCCGCCAUCCAGUUUGUAUCGUGGUACUAUCCAAUUGGAAUGUACCGGUAUGCUCUCGCGACUAGCUCUCUGAGCUCGCGGGGAAUACUAAUGUAUCUCGUCAACGUAUCAUUUUUCCUCUUCUCCUCCACCUUUUCGCAAAUGCUGGGCACCAUCAUGCCAGAUCCUGCCACCGGCGUUAAUAUCUCUGCACUUCUCUACACCUUGUCCCUGAUCUUUGCGGUCCCAAUCACCUCCCUCCCCAAAUUCUGGACCUUCAUGUACCGCAGCACCCCCGUCACCUACCUCGCUUCCUCCCUCCUCUCCACCGGCAUCUCAGGUGUCAACAUCACCUGCGCCCCCAAUGAACUCCUCCACAUUAUCCCUCCCUCCCCUCUCACCUGCGCCCAAUAUCUCUCAUCCUAUCUACAGACCUCAGCCGCACAUCUACUCAGCCCUGAAAGUCUCACCGUCUGCGAUAUUUGUCCGGUAGGAAACACAAAUACGUUGUUAGCAAGCGUGGGCGUGUACUAUGAGCAUCGCUGGAGGGAUCUGGCAAUUUCGUUGGUGUAUAGCGCGGUGAAUGUGGGGGGCGCGUUGGGGCUUUAUUGGAUGGUGAGGGUGCCGAGGAAAUUGGGGAUGGAGAGGAAGGUGUGA